CUCUUCCUGCUCCACCGCAGAAGACUGAACGAAAACAAAAUGCGAUAGUUUAACUUCACCGAUGAGCUGUGAUCAAUGACAGCGUUAUUAACGCUUCUCGGCAUAUUUCACUGACUGUAUAUUUAAAUGUCACAUUUCUGUACCUGAGGCUUUGGCAGAAAUUCAAACUUAACCAUGCAGUUCUCUCCCACCAACGGAGAUUUUAUGUUCGUCUCUUCGACAGAGGCUGAAGAGCUCAGCGGCACCAUCAAUGCCCCGGAUAUUAAGCUAAACGUGGGCAGCGAGAGCGGUAAAGAUCCAUAUGCCACCACCUUCCUGAGGCAGCGAGGCUACGGCUGGCUGCUGGAGGUAGAGGAGGAUGACGACGGUGAAGAGAACAAACCUCUUCUGGAGGAGCUGGACAUCGACCUGAAGGACAUCUAUUACAAGAUUCGAUGUGUGCUGAUGCCAAUGCCAUCACUGGGUUAUAACCGGCAGGUGGUCCGAGACAACCCGGACUUCUGGGGCCCCCUAGCCGUGGUGCUCCUCUUCUCCAUGAUCUCCAUCUAUGGACAGUUUAGGGUUGUGUCUUGGAUCAUCACCAUCUGGAUAUUUGGAUCACUAACAAUCUUCCUGCUGGCUCGUGUUCUCGGUGGUGAGGUUUCCUUCGGCCAGGUUCUUGGAGUGAUCGGAUAUUCCCUUCUUCCUCUCAUCGUUAUAGCCCCUCCGCUCCUAGUGAUCAGAGGGUUCGAUGUGGUUGCCACACUAAUCAAACUGUUCGGAGUGUUCUGGGCUGCUUACAGUGCUGCGUCACUGCUCGUCGGAGAUGAAUUUAAAACGAAGAAGCCCCUCCUCAUCUAUCCCAUUCUCCUUUUGUAUAUCUACUUCCUGUCAUUAUAUACUGGUGUGUGACUGGAUGAAUUGAAACUGGACCCUUUCAUGGACACUGACCCUGGGGCAUGGAGGGGGAGGCAAACUACAGAACCAGGAUUUUUUUUUUUAAAGGUGUUUAUUUCUUUUUUAACUCUAUUAAAUUGUAGGCCGUGGGGAUGUUAGGAAUAUAUAACAAUGUAUAUAGUUUUGUCCCUCAUGUCUUUGGUCAAUAAAAUGCAUAUGCUUUUACAGCUUAAACGUCGGGUUGCAGGCUUCUCGUUAAACAGCAGGAAAUAGACCCAGGGCUGUAUAUUCAUUUAAUGGUUUCUUUUUUACUCUUGAUCCAACUGAAGAAUGUGGUGCCAAAUAUGUGGUGUUCAUGCUGAAGGAAGAAUUCAACAGAAGAGACAGUACCACAAAAAAAGAAAGAUUGUUGAGCUCAAUGUUUUUCAUUGUUAUGCACUGUUGUGUACUAUGAGUGUCCAUCUAUGCUUUUCAUUUUUCACAGGCUUGUUUUCUUAAUUUAUGGACUUUAGCAGCAAAAGCAAGUGGACUGGGGCAGUUGGAGGGACACAAACCAUUGUCUGCUAAAUGUGCCUUGUUUUCCCACCCUCGACUCCUGUUUGCCAGCCGUUUAAUACAGAAAUAUAAUCAUUGGAUCAAUAAUUACAGUAAAUUAAUAGUUAUUUGGCAGUGUUUCCUUUUCUGUCAUUAUAUAACGCAAACACAGCUAGCCACCACAGUGCUGUAUAUAGAGUGCUGCAGGAAUGAGUCCUAGUACUGGAUAAAAGUCAGCAUUUCUGCA
Messenger RNA from Anarrhichthys ocellatus (wolf-eel), 1657 nucleotides. RefSeq names its product Yip1 domain family, member 4 (gene yipf4). Gene Ontology annotation, cellular component: membrane; trans-Golgi network. The record is from RefSeq and is a predicted model, not a curated record. Bases 175 to 891 code for a protein of 238 amino acids. The transcript is spliced from 6 exons. Gene Ontology annotation, biological process: endoplasmic reticulum to Golgi vesicle-mediated transport; vesicle fusion with Golgi apparatus. Lineage: Eukaryota; Metazoa; Chordata; Actinopteri; Perciformes; Anarhichadidae.